AUGACGGGCGCUGGCCUGCCUCCGCCGCCGCCGCAGCCGCAGUCCCAGUCUCAGUCCCAGUCCCAGCCGCAGCCGCACCACCCUCAAGACCGCCGCGCAUCCUCCUCGCCAGGCGACACCUCUGUCGCGUCCGUCUACUCGGCCAUGGAACAGAGGACAGGCCGAGGCACCGGUCCCGACGACGCGCCAGCGACAGCACCGACGACGACGACGACAGCGGCAGCGGGCCCUGAAGCGGGGGACUCUAGCAGAGCACUCAUUGGAGGACCUGGCGACGCGCGCGAGAGCCGUCGCGCGAGGCUCUCCGAGCUGGCGAUCGAGACGCCGCCCCUUGGGCCGUUGGCUGGGGAUGCAGGAAGGGAGUUCCUCUGCCUCUGCACGCCGGCGCCCAAGGUUCCCAGACCGCGAAACGCAUUCAUCCUAUACAGACAACAUCACCAGGCUCAGGUCGUCUCUGAGCACCCUGGGCUCGCCAACCCGGACAUCUCCAAGAUCAUAGGGGAGCAGUGGCGACAGCAGCCGGACAACGUCAAGGCCGGCUGGAAGAAGCUCGCCGAAGAGGAGAAGGUGCGCCACCAGCAGCAGUAUCCGGACUACCGGUACCAGCCCCGGCGCGGCCAACGUCCAACAGGACGGCCAGGCACAGCAGCAGGCGAAGACUCGGGGCGGUGUCCCAAGUGCGGAGGACGGUACAUCUCGACGCCGAGGACCCCUCAGACGCCGGUGCUGACGCCGACGGCAGCGAAACCCGCCAUGAAUCCGUACCAGGCGAGAGAUGGCAGGGCGUACGAGGGAGAGUCAUCAAGACAGGCGCUGCCGCAGGGCAGACAGAUGAACCCCUAUGGGCAGGGCCACCCAGGGGAGAUGGACGAGAGCUGGGAUCUCGCGUCGCCGGCUGUCGAUGCCAAACGCCGCCGGUUCAACACGACUGGCCACUACCAGGGCAUGUCGUCGCCGAACCCGUACCAGGGUCACCAACCCACAAGACAUUCAAGACAGGCGUCCGCCGCAGGGCCUUCCAGUGCCGGCCAUGGCUACGGGCCAGCGCCACUACCUGGCCCGCCAGGUAUGGGGCAACCUGGCCAAGGUCCCAUGCCGCCGCCGCCUCGCCCGCCGCACUCGCAACACUUCCCAGGCCAGGGCCCGGGCCGCAACCCAAACUAUGACGAGAGUCUUCGCCUUCCGCCCCUGCAAACGCAAAUGACCCCAAAGACGCCAGCGGGUCAAGGCGAGUCUGACAGGCCCGGCGCCGACCCACUUGGGCUAGGCAUGGCAGUGACGAAUCCCGGAGACAACCAAGCGCGAAGCACAGAGGCCGUCGUCAUGAACAUUUCGUUCCAGAGCAAGCUCAACGUGCUGAGGAAGAUCAGCCCGCCUCUGGCCCCAUCUGGGUUUGCGAGCCCAGGCGCGGAAACCCGCGGCGCGGUCAUCGCUAUCGAGGGCCCAGACGAGCGGCUUCUCGAGCAAGUCGACGCCGCGCUCCAGCGAGGCUUGUCGGAAGCCCAAGUGAUCAACCUCCAAUGCUGGCGUGACGACAGCAGCACCAUCGGCAAGACGGAAGAUGUCGUCGUCGCUGAAGGCAGCAGCUCGGCGGGCAGCAGUCGCAAGAGCAGCGUCGAAGGCGUCGCGCUCUCCGACAUGUACGUCGAGUACAUGCAAAAGCUGUCGCAGUGGCACGGCAAGUCAAAGCAGAUGGUCAAGCACAUCACGACGCGAUCCGAGCAACAGCAGCGGCCAGUGCCCGUGAGGAGGGCAUCGGAAGGCGAGGUCAGCACACCGCGCGAGGAAUCAUCAUCGCCGAGCAUGAUCCCCGUCGCUCUCGUAACGGGCGGAUACAGCGCAACCAUUGCUGACCGGUACGCGUGCCGCGUGCCCAUUGUCGACUCGUACGCGCCCGUGGACCACUGGCAGUGGAUGGCGACGCUGUGGCGCGGGGUCGUGGGAGCCGACUUGGUGGUCUACGUCAAAGCGAGUGCGGAGGACGAGGUCGCGCGGCUCGGUAUGCUCGACUUUGUGGACUCUGGCAUUAUGCUUCUUAGGAUUGCUCCAGGGAAAGGUCUCGAUGACAGGAGUUCGCGUCGUCUCUCGUUCGAGGUGAUUGAUUGGUUAUGCAGCGGGAACUACAGGAAAGAGUCAGCUGGCGUCAGCUGAGCUGAUAGCUCAGGAAUGUCGCCAAAAGUCGAGCUUGUACGUAAUAUGGUGGUUCAUCUUCUCUUCAAGGGCUUGGUUGAUUGUGUUCAAUGCCAGAUGGAGGGGCGGUCUUGGCUUGUCCAUACGGUAGUAGCACUACUGGCACGAGACGCGUCUUUUUUUUCGAUAUCAGGUGUUUCCAUUGAUGGAAUAUGAUUGUUUGAAUGCCU
This is a messenger RNA of Verticillium dahliae VdLs.17, 2360 nucleotides long. RefSeq lists its product as uncharacterized. The coding region runs from base 1 to 2151 and encodes 716 amino acids. Lineage: Eukaryota; Fungi; Ascomycota; Sordariomycetes; Glomerellales; Plectosphaerellaceae. Gene Ontology annotation, biological process: anatomical structure morphogenesis; cell differentiation; negative regulation of transcription by RNA polymerase II. The transcript is spliced from 2 exons. Gene Ontology annotation, molecular function: DNA-binding transcription factor activity, RNA polymerase II-specific; RNA polymerase II cis-regulatory region sequence-specific DNA binding. The record is from RefSeq and is a predicted model, not a curated record.